Messenger RNA from Cyclocybe aegerita, 978 nucleotides. Lineage: Eukaryota; Fungi; Basidiomycota; Agaricomycetes; Agaricales; Hemipholiotaceae. The record is from the annotation of a GenBank genome assembly.
AUGUUUGGCCGCUUCGAUUCAGGAUACAAACCGACGACGUUAAAGUCCCCUGACGGCGUCAUACAUCUCGAAUAUCAUCCUAACCGAGUCCCGCCUAAGCCUCGAGGCGAAGGUUAUUGGACACGCUUCGUCUGUGUCAGUGACACCCAUUCGCGUUCAUUCAGCGUUCCGGACGGAGAUGUGCUUUUGCAUGCGGGAGAUCUGACGAACACGGGCACGGUGUCGGACUUUGAGAAGACAGUGAACUGGCUGGCGGAGCUACCGCACAAGAUCAAGAUAAUUAUUGCCGGGAACCACGAUCUGACUUUGCACAAAAUCUGGUAUGACCAGAACUUCGACAGAUGGCAUCGUCUUCUCGGGAAGCAGAACCUCAAACCGAUCAUGCUCUUGCUUAAAGGUUCAAAGGCGGUGAAAGGAGGCAUCGUGUACCUACAGGAUGAGGAGUUCAAGUUCAGAACCCGGGAAGGCGGGAAGGAAUGGAGUGUGUAUGGCUCGCCGUGGUCUCCCGAAUUCCUGAACUGGGCGUUCAACUACCCGCGUGAGGAAGGAGAAGAGCUUGUUCGUAAAUUCCCAAAGACCGAUAUUCUGCUGACACACGGACCUGCCCAUCAAAUAUUCGACCGCGUCCACAAUGGACCCGACACCGGGUGCGAGGCUCUGCGUGCCCGCCUCCCUGACCUCCGCCCACGCCUGCACGUUGUGGGGCACAUCCACGAGGCACGAGGCGCCUGUAUACACUAUUGGCCGGAAGGCGAGGACAAAGGCGAGGCACCAAUCGUACAAAACGAUGCGCCUUUGGAGGCACUUGUUACGGGCCUCGCCGAGAGCGAGAGCCUUGAGGACGCCGGGAGGCAGGGGUCGACGGCUUUCGUGAACGCCGCGAAUUGGCCUAUGGGCGACAAGGCUAUGCGCAAUGGGGUUAGAACACCUUUUGGGGGUGCCGGGUUCCAACCUAUAAUCGUUGACCUGAAAGAGUAA